Messenger RNA from Strongyloides ratti, 1287 nucleotides. Its product is annotated as Poly(A) RNA polymerase GLD2. NCBI's taxonomy places the organism in Eukaryota, Metazoa, Nematoda, Chromadorea, Rhabditida, Strongyloididae. Gene Ontology annotation, cellular component: cytosol. Bases 1 to 1287 code for a protein of 428 amino acids. Gene Ontology annotation, molecular function: poly(A) RNA polymerase activity. The record is from RefSeq and is a predicted model, not a curated record. The transcript is spliced from 4 exons.
AUGAAGGAAUCAAGUACUGCCCUUGUUGAGCUUGCCGCCGAUGACAUAGGAUCAGACGUUGAAAUUAUCUCUUUAAAUUCAACACCUAAAUAUUCCGAUUCUGUUUAUGAUGGAAAAUACUCAUUUGAUUUGUCAAAUUCUAUCGUUGAUGUAAGCUCUGGUGGUGUUACUCAUACUGAAUGUGCAAAAAAUUUAAAUAAAAAAUUAAAAGAAACAUUUAAACGGUUAGGUUCGCUAGAUUCCUUUACUUUUCAAAUUGAAAAAUAUUUUUUUGUUAAUCGACAGACUGAUCAAACAUUACAACAAAAAAAAAGGCUUGCUGCUAAAAUAGAGGCAUCUCUUAAAACAAUUUCACUAGGAUCAACAAUACAUAUGACAGGAUCCUCAGUAACAGGAUUAGGAUCAUAUAACUGUGACAUUGAUAUGUGUUGGAAUUGUCAUGUUAACCAGUAUGGAGAUGAUAGAAAAAGGGAGAUUCACCGUAUGCUAAAACUUGCCAAACAAAAAAUAAGAAAAGACUUUCUUGGUGCUGUUUAUUCAAUGGAUGUUAUUAGAGCCGUUGUUCCUAUUCUUAAACUUGAAUUAGUUUAUCUUGAUCAAGAAAGUAAUAAAGAUGUUUGCUUUGAAGUUGACAUCAAUAUCAAUAAUUAUCCAGGAAUAUAUAAUUCAAAAUUACUUCACUACUACUCACUUUUCGAUAGAAGAUUUUCUCAAUUAGUAUUAAUUUUGAAACAUUGGGCACAAAUAAGGGAAAUUAAAGAUGCCCAAAAUGGUUUUUUUAAUAGUUAUUCAAUUGCAUUGUUAGCAUUACAUUAUCUUCAAUGUGGUGUAAAACCAUAUGUUCUACCUAAUCUUCAAAAAUUAUAUCCACAUAUCUUCGAUGAUCCGGAUUCUUUGAUUAAAUUUGAAUAUAGACAAUUUUUUGAAUCUCCUAUUUCUAAAAAUAGUCGUGGUAUUAAUAAACAACCAAUAAGUGAACUUUUAAUUGGCUUUUUUGAUUACUAUAGAAAUUUUGAUUUUGACCAUUAUGCCAUAAGUGUCCGAGAAGGAAGAGUUAUUCCUCGUUCUCAAUGUUCUAGUGAUAAUCCUUUGACAUAUUGUCUUUUCAUCGAAGAACCAUAUGAUUACAAAAAUACGGCGAGGUGUGUAACACAUCAAGAGAAUUGGGCAGUCAUCCAAGAAUGUUUUAAUGAUGCAUAUGAUUCUUUAGUAUACCCCGGUGGUAAAACACCUUCGCUUGAUGAUCUUGGUAUUUAUAUUAGUUCUCUUGGCAAAGAAUAUUUAUAA